GGGGGGAUGGGAUUUCAAUUAAAAAACCAAAACAUGGAAACAAAACGAUUAUUUCCCAAUUUACUACCUAAUUGAAAAACUAUUAUUUUAUUAUGUGCAGGAGUGUUUAAUAUUUAUUUAUAAAGAUGGCAACUGGUGGUAAAAGUGCAGAUUACAAUAAGUUAAGUGAAAUCAAUGCAUGUUAUCAAAACUCUAUGACGUUCGUUGGGAAUGCUCUGGAAGCUGAUGAAAAUGGAAAUACAAACCUUGCUGUUGAAAUUUAUAUGAAGGCUUUGAAAUUUUUAGAAGAUGGAGUAAGGGUGGAUAUUACUGGGCCAGAAUAUGUUGGAGCCGAAUGGUCAGUUGCAAAACGUCAACAAGAAAAUAUGCUUAAAGCACAAGUAAAAACAAAGCAAAGACUUUAUGAUAUUCAGGAAUCUAAUGCAGAUGCUCAUAGUCAUAACAACUCACCGGAUGUUCCUACUUAUUCUUCAGCAUUACCAGAAGGUCAUAAAUCAUUAUCUUUCGCAGCGGAGGAAAUGUAUGACAUGUCUGGUGCUUCGGAACUACUUGCCAUCCCAAGCGGUGUCCAGAUAUUUUUCGUAUCUGCGGAUCAAGAAGUAGGGACGACCCCACCAUCUUAUCCUACGUUCUUGAAAGUCCAUGUUCUAGAAAGCACUGGACAAGCAUUUGUGCAAGUUUCGGAUUGGAUUUACCCUCUUGUAAGCGGUGAGACACCGGCGUUAAAAAUGUCAAAUGGUGCUUAUGUGUUUCCGAAUCGCACAUCUGGUGGCAUAUCGCCUGGUUCCAUUGGCAUAGUAAUAUCUAGUGAAAUAGAUCCAGGGUUGGUAGAAACAUUCGAGAAUAUUCUGCAGAAUUUGGCACUGUUUCGUUCACAAGAAACUACUGAAGGAGAAGACGUUUUGAACUUGUCUGAUUCCGUACAUGUUACGGAGGAAUCGUCUAUAAGUGAUAAAAUUGUUGGUGGUAUACAAACGGGUGCUGAAUGGUUGAGUUACGGACUCAAUAAGGGAGCAGAAAUUACAACAGAUCUGGUAAAAAAGGGGUCAAAUAAAUUGAAAGAAGGUAUAACACCAAAUGAUGAGCCUUCUACAGUAAACCCAACUGUUAAAAAGGGGUUAUAUUACACCCAUGAAGCAUCAAGAGCAACUGUUAAAGUCAGUAGGUUUUUGGUCGAUGGUCUAUGUGCUAUAACAAGCAAAGUGAGUCAAGAAAUUGCCCCACAUGUUAAGGAUUAUAGUAAAAAAGUUUUACCAGAUUCAGUAACAUCAAAAGACCAAAAAGGAGAAUCUAAAAUGGAUGGCGUGAUCAAAGUUGCUGGUGCUGGACUGGCUGGAUUCGGUACAGUCUGGGCAGAACUGGAAAAAUCCGGUUUAGCUAUUGCACGAUCAGUUUCAUCUGCCACAGUAGAGAACGUCCAGCUGAAAUAUGGCCAGGAGGCUGGUACUGCUACAAGCCAUGCAAUGGGAUCAGUUGUUAACGUCGGCAAAACCGCAUUCAAUCUCGAUAAUCUUGGACUAAAAGCGAUUGCAAAAAGAGCUGCAAAGGACACAGGAAAAGCUGUUUUAAAAGAAUAUUCAGCAGAAGCAAAAGAAGAUAAUUCAAAAUGUUCAGAAUCAAAUAUGUUAAAUGAUAAGCCUAAUAAACAUUGACCAGAAUUUGUUCAUAGUAAAUUAUUAUCUUUCUUUAAUCAUAAAGUUCCUUUUAUAUUCCAUAUAGCUAUUAUAGUCAGUUUUCUUUUUUUUCAACUGAACGAUGUUACUCAAAAUACAUUCAUCUCUGAUCAAGUUACUGACGUUCUAGAAUAUAAGGUGCUCCGGUGAAUGCAUAUUGACACAAGACUUGAAGAAGUUUAUAGCCAAUUAUGGUUCAGUGAUGCCCACUAACAGAAGGAAUUUCCUCAUCCACUGCUGUUUGUUUUGAACAUUCUUGACAAAGCCUAAUGGCUAGUUAGGCAAAAAUGAUAAGUCUCUUAAGGAGAUGAUAUAUGAAUAAUGGUUUGCCAUAUGGUUAAUCUGAACUAAUUUGUAGUUUUUUUCUUGCUGUUGAGUUUAGUAUAAAAAUUGGAUAUGGAGUCUGCUUAGCAACUGAGCAGUGAUUCAUUCGAGUAGGAUCUUAUUGUAUUUAUUCCAUAAUUUUCAGGUCUAUCCACAUUUAUUUGUGCUGGCUAUGCUGCUCUUCCUUUUAAUAUAGAAACAGUACUUGUAUACACAAAUGUUACUUUAUAAAAAGUUUGCUUCAUCUUGGUCAAAUAUUGCAUAUCCAUGUCUAGCAAAUAAUCCCUUAUGCAUUUCGUUGGGUUUUCCAACAAAACACACAUCAAUACUUUGGCGAUAUAAACUUGAACUUCGUUGAAAUAUUUUAAAAGCAGAUUUUCUUUAUUGAUUUUGUCCCAAGAUGAUUAACAGCUAUAUAUUGCAAUUACCAAAACUCUGAAAUGGUGAUCAAUUUGUCUUUCAGCUGCAUGGGAAACACAAUUUUAGGGGUUGAACAGAUGUGGAUAAAGAUAUACUGUUCAUAUGAAACGCCUAACUUUGAACGCUGCUUUCUACUGUCUUUAUCAAUUUAUUGUUUCUCAUAAUUUCCUCAAAAUUGCACUUUGUUUAUUGUUGUACUAAACAUCUUGAAUAUAAAAGAAAAGACGAAAAGUUAUAUUCGUUGGUGAAAAAUUUUACCACUGACAUGUUUUACUGUGCUCAAUAGAACAGGGGCAUUUCAAGAGAGACAUUUCAAACUUCUGGUCCAAACAUGCCUGAGGAAUUGUAAUCAUAGAUCAAACACUGAACAAGAAAGAAUUUGGCCGAAACUGAGAGUAAGGUGAAUUGGAUAGGUGCAGAACAAUGGUUAUUUAUGGUGGCAAUAGGAACGAUUCUAGAAGACUCGCAUGUGCAAGAGUUUGUAUAGUCUGGGUAAAAAUACCAGGUGCCCUUUUUGAUAUGGCUUGAAGUUGAGUAUAAAUUUUCACAGCCCUGGGUCUGACUAGCACAUUUUCUCUAUACCUAGUUUACGAAGAUAUCAAUCUGGAUAAAUCCAUGGGGUGGCAAAAAUGUUCACUUUUGGAUCACGUUGUUAUGUCUAAUGAGCAAGCACUGUUAGGCUCGAAUGUCACAUCAAGACACUGAUUUCAAAUAAUAAUAUGGUGCUUCCAUGAGUAUUUAUAUUAUGAUUUAAUAAAAUGCGAUAAUAAAGAAAAUUGCUCAACAAGUGCUGGUAAGAUAUACAGUCAUAAAACGUUUAUAUACUAGUGCGAAUGAAGAGCCCAUGCACAAUCCUCAAAAACAAUUUAAAAACUGCCAAAAAGACAAACUGAUUAGUAGCAAGCUAAUUUUGAAUACAUAAUCAAUACUCAGAAGAGGUGGUGUCAAGUGUCAAGGGAUUUCAACCAGGGACGUAAAUGAAAUUUGUGAUACCUGCACAGUAAAGUUUCACCGCAAGACCAGUGCUUCCCAACCAGUGGGUCGCAAAGCUAAUCAAAAUGAGCCGCAGGUAUUUCCAAAUGUUACAUACAGUUUUCUAUUACAUCGGGAAAUUGUGGCAUUAUUAUUACGAAACAAUUAUAAUUAUGCAUUGCAUCUCGUUAAUAUUUUCAGUUUGGAAACGGCAGGUAGGCGACUAGGCAGAUCAGUAAUUUGUUGAAUUUGUGUGGACAGUAGCUAAGAAGUAAAUAUGCGUUAUUUUAAUACCCUAACUUUGUUUGACACCCUAACAAAGUAAAAGGAAAGCUUGUCUGAUUACAUCACAUUUGAGGCAUGGUAUUGCUUUGAGCCAAAAGCACAAUUUGCUGAGUGUUAAAGCUGCGUUGCGUGUGAGCUCGUCUCCAAUCAAGCCUUGACUUGAUCUGAUAAUAUACAAUAUGCAAGCUCAAGUUUCGCAUUAAUAGUAAAUUGCAUGGGGAUACAUUGUUCCUUUUAUCAUAUAUCAACAUCUCAUUGUGGGUCGCACAAAGAAA
Styela clava is the source of this 3949-nucleotide messenger RNA. Its product is annotated as spartin-like. Gene Ontology annotation, cellular component: plasma membrane. Gene Ontology annotation, biological process: negative regulation of BMP signaling pathway; cell division. NCBI's taxonomy places the organism in Eukaryota, Metazoa, Chordata, Ascidiacea, Stolidobranchia, Styelidae. The record is from RefSeq and is a predicted model, not a curated record.